UGAAGCUGCAAGUCUCGUUGCUGAAGUUUUCUCCUUGGCUGCCUGGGUUUGAGCUGCUGCAAUGGAGAGUGCAGCGAGCAACAGUGAGGAUGAAAGCGGAGAGAAACCUCAUCCUGUGCCUCCGUCUGCUCAGGAAGGCAGCAGCCACCUGCUAUGCGAGGAAGGAGGAAUGAAAUCUGCAGCACGGAAAAGCAACAAGCAGCAACCUCUCUGCACAGACCAUCUGACAGAUACCAUGCUUGCAUCCCAGGGAGACUGUGAUACCAGUUCAUUCCUGGAAUGUGGGAAAAGUGACCCCUCAACUGAAUGUGACAGCAGCUCCUGGGAGAUUCUGCCUACUGACUCAGAGGAAGAGAAACUCCAGGCACACAAGAGAAGUGCAGAACUCUUGGGAUAUCACCAUACCAGACAGAAAUCACCCCCCAAGUCCAGUGACGACACCUCUGGCAGAACUAACAAGGAAAUGGUCCCGUGUCACCAGAGGAGAGAGGAACCAGUAGAGCAAAGAGACUCUAACAGAAGAGAUGACUGUGAAAGAAAAGAAGACCUAGGACCCGAUAGCAGGUUUGUUCAUGUGGAAAUCUGUGCUAUGUGGGAUUUCUCAUCAGACCCCAAGGAUCUUGAGAUCUGGGAGCUUGCUGGGAGAAGAGCUGUGUUUGGGAGGAGGUGUAGGUUUAGUACUGUAAGGCUACUCCAGCCUUAA
Calidris pugnax (ruff) is the source of this 703-nucleotide messenger RNA. RefSeq lists its product as uncharacterized. Bases 62 to 703 code for a protein of 213 amino acids. The transcript has 6 exons. The record is from RefSeq and is a predicted model, not a curated record. NCBI's taxonomy places the organism in Eukaryota, Metazoa, Chordata, Aves, Charadriiformes, Scolopacidae.